AAGUGAUUCACAAGAAAAAGCAGGAAGAGUUAAAGGGUUCAAUGUGUCUCAACCCAUACGUUAUUAAACGUGUAUAGCAAACCCUCGUAAGCUUCAGUGCAGAGAAUGUCAGAAUCCAAUCUGAAGGGACAUUGGGAGUCCUACACGAAAACUGAUCUAUUUAUAAUAGUGACAGUUUGUAUUUAAAUGUCCUAUCAGACUGCGUUCUUAUAAGCUUUACCUUGCGUAAAUUUCUCUUUAAGACCAACACCGAUACUCAGUAAAAACUAAUGGAAAGCAUUGUUUGGGACUUUCUUUCUCCUCCUCCUCUUUAUUGGAUUUAAAUAACACCCACUGAAAAGCUGCAGCGGAACAGAGUUUCUAAAGCACAAUGCACGUCUAUAAAAUAUGGUAAACAAUGAAAUUAGGAUGGCCUCGAAAAAAAAUGAAAAUAUUUUAAGAAGCUGAAAUCAAUGAUAUGUACAAUCGGUUCGAGGUCCCUCUGAGUCCUAAGACCUGAGUCUUUUAGAAUCAGAAUAAAGGAAUUAUGAUUUUGAUUCUGAUUCUAAAAGAAAAAAAAAUCCUCGUGGUUGCUGCGAAAGCUUGACAGUGUGCAAUGUGUAUAUUUUUCCACAAGGUGGAGCCAUUUAGCCAAGAACGAGAGGGGGUGGGGGCAUAUUGGCAGAGUAUCAUGCUAAAGCAACAGGCAGACGAUGCUGAUACAGUCUAGUCGAGAAAUAUCUAGUGUGAGAGUGACUGUGGAUCACCUGAACACGGCAGCACAGGUUGCUGUCUGAUAUUAAUCUACCUGAGAUCAGCUGGGGAUGACAGAAGAUGGAGAAAAUUGGUGGGUUCUCGUGACCUUCAUCUGUCACCUUUGUCCUGCUAUUCUUUGUCCCCAUCAGGUGAGUUUAUUCAUGUAUUUAAUAAUAUUUAUUUAUUUGGUGAUUUUCUUUCUAAGUACAUGGUCUGGUUAUUGGGCGUGUCCUGCUUUGUUCAAAUAGGCCUGGUGUGUUUUUCAUCUACCUGUAGGUGGUUGUAGCCCAGAGGUAAUGCUCUCUCUCUCCCUCUCUCUUUCACACACACACACACACACACACACACACACGAUAACAGGAGGUAGGUUGCAGCCAUAGAAACGCCAUCGGUGUGCUGUUGUCCUUAAAGUGGUGUCUGAAUGGAAAGCAGAGGGCUGUUGCUGCUUUGAACUCCACACUCCUUCCUUGUUUCCUUCCUCCGCCGCCGCCCCAGUCUCGACAGGUUCAAAGUACGGGAGUGUCUGUCUCUGUCUGCCUUUGCCUGUGAUGGACGAGGCAGAAGACGGCGAGGAGGAGUCCAAAUUCCAGCAUCCUCGACCACCCCAAGUAGCCAGCUUGGCCGGACGCGAGGAUCAUGGGAACAGCGGAGGAACCAAGAUGAAGAAAUUUAUGCCAGGAGGCGGAGCUGCGUCCAUUGCGCGCAAAAACUCCAACAACAAUGAGCUGUGGCUCCUGCGAGACGAGGACAGCGCACCUGCCAGCGGCAGUGGAAGCACAGCCUCUGUUCUGUUAAGCCUGAGGGAUGCAGCCGGCGCCUCGGAGUCAGACCUCAGGGGUGGAGGGGACACAUUCUCAGAGGCAGGCGCGAUAGGAGCGGGAGCCAUCGGCAUGAUAUGCAACAAAAACGGAGACUGUAGAAGGGACCCGACCAGUUCUGGGAGCCUCUCCUCUCUCAUCUCAAGGCAGGACAAGCAGACAGAUGGAGUAGCAGCAGCAGCAGCAGCUGAAGACGGCAAGGCUGCGAUCAUGGACGGCUCUGUCACUUCAGCGGGGUCCCUGACACAGGGGUCGGGGACCGAGGUCAAGACCGGGGCAUCUCUGGAGAAAAAGGACUCCAGAGUUUCCUUCUCCAAUGCGCCGACUGGUAAAGGACAGACCCCGAGUCAGCAGUCGAGAAACUCUGUCACAUUUUCCAAAGCUGAGGACGGCUCUCAGAUAGUACCAGAUGAUGGAGAUUCCAGAGGGAAUCAGACUUACAUGCAGCGGCAGUUUAGUUCCAUGCUUCAGCCUGGAGUUAACAAAUUCUCCCUGCGCAUGUUUGGCAGCCAGAAGGCGGUGGAGAAAGAGCAAGAGCGCGUAAAGUCAGCGGGUAAUUGGAUUAUCCACCCAUACAGCGACUUCAGGUUCUACUGGGACUUCACCAUGCUGAUGUUCAUGGUGGGCAACCUGAUCAUCAUCCCUGUGGGCAUCACCUUCUUUAAGGACGAGACCACCACACCCUGGAUCAUCUUCAAUGUGGUUUCUGACACCUUUUUCCUCAUGGACCUGGUGCUGAACUUCAGGACUGGCAUUGUGUUCGAGGACAACACCGAGAUCAUCCUCGAUCCCGACAAGAUUAAGAAGAAUUACCUGAAAACCUGGUUUGUGGUGGACUUUGUCUCUUCCAUACCUGUGGAUUAUAUCUUCCUCAUUGUGGAGAAAGGGAUCGACUCAGAGGUGUACAAGACAGCCCGGGCGCUCCGCAUCGUCCGCUUCACCAAGAUCCUCAGUCUGCUGCGACUGCUGAGGCUGUCCAGACUCAUCCGGUACAUCCACCAGUGGGAGGAGAUCUUCCACAUGACCUAUGACCUGGCCAGUGCUGUGAUGCGAAUAUUCAACCUGAUUGGUAUGAUGCUGCUGCUGUGUCACUGGGAUGGCUGUCUCCAGUUCCUGGUUCCCAUGCUGCAGGACUUUCCGUCUGACUGCUGGGUCUCCCUCAACAAGAUGGUGAAUGACUCAUGGAGUGAGCUCUACUCCUUUGCCCUCUUUAAGGCCAUGAGCCACAUGCUGUGCAUUGGAUAUGGAAGACAAGCACCAGAGAGCAUGUCAGAUAUCUGGCUGACCAUGCUCAGUAUGAUCGUCGGAGCCACCUGCUACGCCAUGUUCAUCGGCCACGCAACUGCACUCAUCCAGUCUCUGGACUCAUCCAGACGGCAAUACCAAGAAAAGUACAAACAAGUGGAGCAGUACAUGUCCUUCCACAAACUACCGGCCGACUUCCGACAGAAGAUCCAUGACUACUACGAGCACAGAUACCAAGGCAAGAUGUUUGAUGAAGAGAGCAUCCUGGAGGAGCUUAAUGAGCCUCUGCGCGAGGAAAUUGUCAACUUCAACUGCCGUAAGCUGGUGGCCUCCAUGCCGCUGUUUGCCAACGCCGAUCCCAAUUUUGUGACAGCCAUGCUGACCAAACUGAGAUUUGAGGUCUUCCAGCCCAGAGACUACAUCGUCAGAGAGGGAACCAUCGGCAAGAAGAUGUACUUCAUCCAGCACGGGGUGGUCAGCGUCCUGACCAAAGGAAACAUCAGCAUGAAGCUCAUGGACGGCUCCUACUUUGGAGAGAUCUGUCUGCUGACACGUGGCAGACGGACAGCCAGUGUGCGAGCAGACACCUACUGUCGUCUGUACUCUCUCUCUGUGGACAAUUUCAAUGAGGUACUGGAGGAGUAUCCCAUGAUGAGGAGGGCCUUUGAGACGGUUGCCAUUGACAGACUGGACAGAAUAGGCAAAAAGAACUCAAUCCUGAUGCACAAAGUUCAGCAUGAUCUCAACUCAGGUGUUUUCAACAACCGCGAGAACGAGAUGAUCCAGGAGAUAGUUAAAUACGAUCGGGAGAUGGUUCAGCAAGUUGAUGUACCUCGACCGCGGGCCAUGUCAAUGACACCUCCUCUGUAUGGCUCUACUCAUCCAGGAUCCUCCACCCAGCCCCAGAAUUCAGCAAUUGCCUCCCUCCAGCAGGCCGUAGCCAUGAACUUUUGCCCCCCCUUGCAAGGGAACACAGUGGGACUGGGAAACCUGCAGUCACCGAGGAUGGUGAGGAGAUUCCAGGUGAUUGAAAGUGUAUCCAGCCCUAUUUCAGCCUCUCCACUGCAGUCUCAGCUCCUUGCUUCUGGUGCCUUUGCUCCUAUCCUGUCCAGCCCUCCUGUCCAGAGCCCACUGGCAGUUGGAGGGCGAUCAUUCCAGUAUGGAUCCAGCGCCCUUGCUGGCCACACCUCAGGCUCCCAACUUUCUCUAGCCCAGCAACACAUAGCCAGCCCUGCACACCGACCCAGUACACAUAAGAGUACCCAUUCCUUGCAAAUGGGCAGUCUGAGUCAAGAUGCCAGGGCCCUGUCAGCCUCUCAGCCCUCACUGCCUCACGAAGGGGUGCAGCCAGGUGCCCCUAGUCCACCACAGUCUACACGAGUCUCCUCCACUUCUAUUGGACCCCCUCAGACCCCUGCAGGUCACACAGGCAUCCGGAGUGCUAUACCACAUAGGGUGAUACUGCCCCACCAGAUGUCUGUGGGUGCCUUCCCUGUAGCAUCCCUACCUGGUUCUGCGCAUGGUUUUGGGGCUGGUGCAGGGCUCGGAGACUCGGGACUACCCAAGAAGGACUCUAUAGCAAGCAUUCCUGAGACAGACCACAUCAAAGUCAGAUCCAGGCUAUCCUCAAACUUGUGAUCUUAAUGAACUCUUCUGGAGGAGUGACUCAGUGAGGGUCUUGGCUGCAGGAACACGGAGGAUUUCUGCUCUUUCUCCUACAGUUCUUCUUCUCUCUACCCACUCCAAUUUGACUAUUCGAAUGUACGAAUGUUAAGUGAGUGGCACCAGGGAAAAUCUAUCAGAACCGAGAGAGGACUGUUCAAACAUGAAGUCUGUACGGUUAAUUUUGAAACUGCAGCACUGAGAUGUUUCUACUUACAGACCAUAGAAGUUGCACAGAUCAGUAGUGGUAAAGUAGCAUCUUCCCAUCCCCAGCUCUUACUGUAUUUUCUCACAACACAGGCAACAACAUAGGAACAUGUCUUCUUCAUCAUCCUUCCAUUCACCUCAUUUAAUGCAAACUUGGGGUCAGAUGGGACUAAAAGAAAAUCAGGGACCUGCUUCAGAUAUCAAAAUUUGGCACUUCAAUGGGGUUUAAUUGCUGUACCUGCUGUAUAUCUAUCACUGUAUAAAAUGAAACAAAGGCAUAGUUAUUGUGGUUUUGUAAGUCACAAAAAGUUUGGACAUUAACUUU
This is a messenger RNA of Scatophagus argus, 4992 nucleotides long. It is a transcript of the gene hcn2b, whose product is annotated as hyperpolarization activated cyclic nucleotide-gated potassium channel 2b. Gene Ontology annotation, molecular function: voltage-gated potassium channel activity. Bases 1284 to 4436 code for a protein of 1050 amino acids. Gene Ontology annotation, cellular component: membrane. Gene Ontology annotation, biological process: potassium ion transport; transmembrane transport. The record is from RefSeq and is a predicted model, not a curated record. The transcript is spliced from 8 exons. NCBI's taxonomy places the organism in Eukaryota, Metazoa, Chordata, Actinopteri, Scatophagidae.